Diaporthe batatas is the source of this 312-nucleotide messenger RNA. RefSeq lists its product as uncharacterized. The record is from RefSeq and is a predicted model, not a curated record. Lineage: Eukaryota; Fungi; Ascomycota; Sordariomycetes; Diaporthales; Diaporthaceae. Gene Ontology annotation, cellular component: mitochondrial intermembrane space. Gene Ontology annotation, biological process: mitochondrial respiratory chain complex IV assembly. Bases 1 to 312 code for a protein of 103 amino acids. The transcript has 4 exons.
AUGAGUGGUUACGGCCCUGGCGGAGGCCAGAUGUACACCAAGCCUGUACCACCACAGAGAGGCAGCUUCCCACUUGACCACGAUGGCGAGUGCAAACAUGUCAUGAAAAGUUAUCUGGCAUGCAUCAAGAAGGUCAAGGGCGUCAAUGAGAACCAGUGUCGGGAGCUUGCGAAGGCAUAUCUCUCAUGUCGCAUGGACCGUGAUCUGAUGGCGAAGGACGAUUUCAAGAAUCUUGGCUUCCAAAAUGCUGCCGAGGAUGCUGCCUCAAGCAAGGCAGCCGGUGGAAGCGACACUCAAGCUAAGCCGGCGUAG